AUGUCGUUGUCCAACAGCGAAGCCCCUUUCCCUCCCACUACCGGCGGUUCCGUCCACAGGGGCGAGUCGCCCAACGGUUCGCCGCGCCGCCUGUCGACCUCGCUGCAGGCCGCAGCCACCAUGAAUGCUGGUCUCCAGCACGAACCGUCCAGGCGCUCUUCUAGCGGUUCCCUCUCGCGAAGUCGACAAUCCCCCAACGCCGGCCGAAGACGAUCCACGGUUCUGAUGAACCUACAACUCAACGACCCUUCUCUUCCCGGUCCGGGAGAGAUGGUAGCAGAUAACCAACACACGCAGCCAAGCGGCGCCACAACUGCCAGCCCGCAGCCCAUGGCAACCUCGCCGAUGAUGGUCCCCGGUGGUGACCCUCACCACAAUCGAGCUCCUAGUCUGGGAGAGCUCCACCAGGAGCUAGAAGCCGAGCAGGAGGCCCAAGUCAACCGUCUGCUGCAAAUGAUUCGUCAGCAACAACUGCAGCUCCAGCAGCUGCAAGCUGCCCAAGGUCAGGGCUCCUCCGCCGUCGACGAUUCGGCCAUUGCCUCUGAGAGGUCCAACCAAGGAACGCCCAUUUCGCAGCCGAGUAGCGCUUUGCCACCGUCGGGAUUCACGCCAUUGCCGUCCUCUGGCUCUUUCUCACGAUCGCCAGUCAUGUCUCAUCCCCGGAGCUCUUUUGACAUGGCGAGAGCAGAUCUCCAGCGCCGGUCCAGGACUCCUAGUCGCGGUGCCUCUCCGAGAUUACGGUCGACGUCUAUAAGCGGCGAUAGCGGCGAUCAUUGGGUGCUCGGAGGUCGGGAUGAGAGUGCCUUCUACCAGGCAGAGACUCAGAUGCUUGUCAGGGAGAACCAGAUGCUGCGCCACCGGAUUCGCGACCUGGAGAAGCAACUGACAGACCUACUCCCCGGUUCAACAGCCCAUGGCAACCCCAGCGAGCCAGCUAACCCGUCCCACCUUCGAGCUGCAGCUGCUGGGGAUGAGGAUGCCACGACUGCUCGCACUACGCCUUCGGUCAUCGAAGGCUCCAGCGAGGCUACAAAAGAGGCGUGA
Messenger RNA from Colletotrichum destructivum, 1044 nucleotides. RefSeq lists its product as uncharacterized. The coding region runs from base 1 to 1044 and encodes 347 amino acids. NCBI's taxonomy places the organism in Eukaryota, Fungi, Ascomycota, Sordariomycetes, Glomerellales, Glomerellaceae. The record is from RefSeq and is a predicted model, not a curated record. The transcript is spliced from 4 exons.